ACCCUAAAUACCACACUUACUUCCACCAUGCAUAUAAAGCAUCUCUUGCCAAGGAUGAAGAGAAAAGAGGUCCGAAUAUGUCUUUUAUUGGCCUUCAUCUUCAUUACUAGUGGAUGCUAUUAUUUCACAGCUAUGAGGAUUCGAAGUGCAGAAUCAGCUGUUGAUUUCAUGUUCAAACCUGCAAAAGCAAGAGAAAGCCCAGCCACAGGAUUCAAGACAGCUACUUGGAACAAAUCAGGAAUGCAGAGUAAUCGUAAGGUUCCUUCAGCACCUAAUCCAAUUGGUAAUCGGCACCCACCAUCCCGGCAUAAUUGAUCCGAAGAGGUGUUUAUCAUGAUCAGCAAGCAAAAAAAAUAUGGCGAAGAUGCAUUUUCGUAAGUAGAUGAUCAGUGGGUUAGAUAUUAUGUAAAACUUCUGUACGUUCACCGUGUCAUGCUAAUUGAAGGCCGGCCGGUCGAUGUUUGCUAUUCGGAACGUCAUUCAUAUAAACAGCUAGGCCUUAAUAUUAUGGCUACCGUACGUAAUACUAACAGCCUGAGAUGUUUUUGCAUA
Molecule: messenger RNA, 552 nt
Organism: Carya illinoinensis
Lineage: Eukaryota; Viridiplantae; Streptophyta; Magnoliopsida; Fagales; Juglandaceae
Product: CLAVATA3/ESR (CLE)-related protein 46-like
Exons: 3
Coding region: 28-315 (95 amino acids)
Source: RefSeq, a predicted model, not a curated record